Nymphalis io (European peacock) is the source of this 876-nucleotide messenger RNA. Its product is annotated as homeobox protein GBX-1. The transcript is spliced from 4 exons. Gene Ontology annotation, molecular function: DNA binding; DNA-binding transcription factor activity, RNA polymerase II-specific. Gene Ontology annotation, biological process: regulation of DNA-templated transcription; central nervous system development; neuron differentiation. Bases 84 to 845 code for a protein of 253 amino acids. The record is from RefSeq and is a predicted model, not a curated record. Lineage: Eukaryota; Metazoa; Arthropoda; Insecta; Lepidoptera; Nymphalidae.
AAAAUAUUAAGAAAAAAAAAUCCGUGCAGUGCAAUUAUGUCAAAGUGUCUAUCAAUGGAUUAUAAAGUGAAUUAAAAAAAAUAAUGAUGGAGCAAAGACAGAACUCGGUUUAUCCAAAUUUGUCGGAUAUUAUAACGUAUCAGCAAAACAUUGACAGGUUAAAUAUAGAUGAAGAGAAAUUCGCCGAAAAUUUCGCAGACAGCGAUCGAUUCGGCGUCGAUGUAUCGCCGACGUCGCCGACAUCGACACUGGAAGAAGAAGAUAGCAGCCAGUCCGCUUUCGGAGUAGAUUUGACGGGUAAAGCGACGAAUUUGGCUGGAAAAUCAUUCACAAUAGCCGCUAUUUUGGGCUUGACGAAUUCUGAUGAGGAUGUAAUGAAUUUGAGUGUACAAGAGAGAUUACAACAAAACCAGAGACAAUUGCAGAAUUAUCUGUACGCUGGGCACGAUAUGCAGAGGCUGAACGAUGGCUUCUGUAGGACAAUGGGAGUUCCGACGGCGUUGCGGCAAGAUAGUCCAAGACCGGAGCUCAGGCCUCAGGUGGCCCAGAUGAAGUCCAGGACUCACGCAGUCACAUGUACCAAUAAUUCUGGAAGAAGUAAACGCAUAAGAACGAUAUUCACGCCCGAACAGCUAGAACGGCUGGAGGCUGAAUUCGAACGGCAGCAAUACAUGGUCGGACCAGAGAGGCUGUACCUCGCGCAUGCGCUGCAAUUGACUGAGGCACAGGUUAAAGUCUGGUUUCAGAACCGUCGCAUUAAAUGGCGGAAACAUCACCUCGAAGUCACCCAGCAGAGGCUAGCCUUGAUGCAGAGGCACAGGACAGAUGACGCAAGCGAUGUGUAGAUAAUAAAAUUAACAGUAAAACAUUACCAAG